GAGCUUUUGACCGCAGCCAACUUCAAUCACGCGCUAAGAUUCUAAAGUUUAUAGUUUGUGGACAAGCAAUCUAGAAAAUGGGCGACCACGGCUUUUUAAAUUACGUUAAACGAGUUAUCCAUUCAUUAGUAGUGUCGACGCCGGAUCGCGUAACUAUAGAAAGAUUAAAGCGUGACUAUGCAAACGAGGAAGGCUGCCCAGUGCCGUACAACAGUCUCGGCUUCAAAGACAUCGAAAGCUUUUUGCGCUCAAUUCCCGACACAGUUGAGUUAGUGGGCUACGGGCCGAUGGCAUACGUCUUGGCAAAGAGUAACGCCAAGACCGCCCACAUCCAAGCCCUGGUGCAGUGCCAAAAGAGGCCAAGCAAUAAGCAAAAAAAUCGAAAACGUGGCAAACCCCUAUUCUGUUAUCCCUCAGAACGAUCUGACAUCGUGUUUAUCAAUGAGUAUCACAAAUCGAACAAUGUGCUACUGAAUAAUUACAACAAUUACAACAAUUAUCGAAUGCAUUACGAUUCCAAUUCGUCUGCUAACCAAUAUGUCAAGCAACCGCCGCAAACUCAAACUUCAGUUGUUCGCCAGGACAAUUUAACAAAGGAAAUGAAUUCUAUAACUAAUUCGAUUUCAAAAUGUAAAAUUGCUAAUGCUGAGAAUUCCUCUUCGGCUGCAGAAAACAGUUUGGAAAUCUAUGUUGAAAAGGACGAAAUUGACGAAAGUCCAGAUAAUCUCAAGUUGCCUAACAAAUCUCUCUCAAAGAACAAUAGGAACCGCAGUCCACAAUAUAUAUCAUCUGAUGAGGGUUGCGAUGAAGAUGCUGAGCCGGAAUAUUCUGUGGAUAAAGAAAUAUUAAAUUACAAAUAUGCCGAGGUUGCCGGUUGUACCAAUUUAAUUAAUGUAGAAUCCAAUGCUCAGAGCAGUUGGACAGACCAGAAUCUUGAUUAUAGCUCCUCGGAUGAAGGCAGUGAAUCGGAUGCCAUUCCGGUCUUUGCUGUGGACCAAAAUGUCUUGAGUGUGGAAUAUCCUAGGGAUGCAGUUCGCUUUGAUUAUCGAUUGCCCAAACAAAAUGUGCAUAAAAAAUUCAAAUUGGAAGAGCGCGUUGAAGUGCAGCUUGUGACGGUUGCUAGUCCGCAUAGCUUCUAUUUUUGGCUACAUGACGAAGAUUACGAGCAGUACAAAGGCAUGUCCUACAGCAUGCAACAAUUUUACAGCAUCAUUAAUGAGUAUAGCUAUACGAUUCCAUUAUUUUUAAUAAUGGUUGGUCAUUUGGGUGCUGUUCAUGUGAGGGAAGAAAUUUGGCACCGCGUAAAAGUCUUAAAUAUCAAAGCUGGCAGCAGAAUGAAUGUGGAGGUGGAACUUAUAGAUACGGGCGACCGCAUGUGGAUAUGCCAUACUGAUCUGAAGUAUUUGUGCAAAGACUUUGCCAGAUUGCCACCCCAAUGCUGGCCGGGCAGACUGGCCUGCAUAACACCCAGGCAGGGUAAAUGCUUUUCUAUGGAGGCCAGCAACUACUUUUACGAUAUUGUCUGCUAUCGUAGACUCUAUGCGAAAAUUGAGAAGAUAAACGAUGCUGAUAAUACCUGCACUAUGAUACUGGUUGAUCCAAAUAGUUCGCUGCAUACCAAGAACAUUAACAUGGCGCUCAUCGAGUCUGGUUGGGUGCGUCGCUGUUACAAGCCAUAAGAUUUUUUAGAACUUAAAAUAG
This is a messenger RNA of Drosophila arizonae, 1701 nucleotides long. It is a transcript of the gene tej, whose product is annotated as tejas. Gene Ontology annotation, biological process: piRNA processing; P granule organization; spermatogenesis. NCBI's taxonomy places the organism in Eukaryota, Metazoa, Arthropoda, Insecta, Diptera, Drosophilidae. The record is from RefSeq and is a predicted model, not a curated record. Gene Ontology annotation, cellular component: P granule.